AUGGAGGAGGUGCUCAAGGCGCUAGGCAAGCGGCUGGAGUCGAAGAAAGGGCAUGCCAGGUUGCGGUUCAGAGAGCAGCGGCCGCCGCAGCACCUCAGCGCAAGCAGUGAGCGAGACACGGGACAACGCCUCUCAGACGAUGAGAUCCUCCUGACUGUGGGCAUCCUGCGCUACGGGCAUUCCAACCGUCUGCAGGAGCUCGUUGUGGCAGGCAGUCAGCGGAUGACAGAUCUGCGCGAUGCGCUGGCCUGCCCUGCAGACAUCAAUCUGAGGGCGCUGGGCAUGGCAGUGCCCUCAGCCUACUUCUACAUCGAGGGCACAUUCUACAAUGACCUGCGCGCCGCUGGCAGCCUGGACUAUUCUGAGCCCAUCAUCAGCUUCUGCCAGCAGAACAGCCUGCUGCCCCCAGCAGCUGAAGAGGCUGACGCUGAAGCCAGGCAGAGAGGCGAUGCAGACCAGGAAGGAAGCCGUGAUGAAGCACCACAGGCGUCCUACAAGAGGGAGGACAUGCACAGCACGCGCUUCAUGGACCUCGUAAAUCUGCGUGUGGGCUCCUUUCCUGGCUACGUCUUCUGCCACCAAGGCUGCUGCGAGCAUGCCCUCUACUUCAAAGAUGUCCGGCGCAUUCACCCUGAUGACUCCCACAGCCUCUCUGACUACCCCAUACCGGUGUACCAGGCACAGUUUAGGCGACAGAGGUGCAGUUUGUGUGCGACCAGAUUUGCGGUGAAGGUCACCUACGAGGAUGAGCACGCUCCAGAGUCGCCGGCGUUCUGGUGCAUUGAGUGCUAUCAAGCCAUGCAUUACGAUGGCUCUGGAAAACUGAAGUACCAGCACAAAGUGUUCCCGUACCAAGUGAACUGA
This is a messenger RNA of Coccomyxa subellipsoidea C-169, 864 nucleotides long. RefSeq lists its product as hypothetical. The record is from RefSeq and is a predicted model, not a curated record. Gene Ontology annotation, cellular component: snRNA-activating protein complex. Gene Ontology annotation, biological process: snRNA transcription by RNA polymerase II; snRNA transcription by RNA polymerase III. The transcript is spliced from 5 exons. The coding region runs from base 1 to 864 and encodes 287 amino acids. Gene Ontology annotation, molecular function: RNA polymerase II cis-regulatory region sequence-specific DNA binding; core promoter sequence-specific DNA binding; bent DNA binding. NCBI's taxonomy places the organism in Eukaryota, Viridiplantae, Chlorophyta, Trebouxiophyceae, Coccomyxaceae.